GUACAUACAUACAUAUUUAGUAGCCUUUAUCACCUGCCACAGGAGUAUUCUGUCUCUGGAAGGAGUUCGAGGACUGUCCACAUUGCCUACCCAGAUCCAGCUGACUCAGCAUCAGCAAUGACAGGCCCAGUGGACCUACUACACCGGUUCAGUCCUCGACCACACCUCCUCGUUAUGACUGGGACAUGCUGUGCCAACACUCAGGAAGGCGUCCAGCUGGGCGAUGUGUGUGUGGUGAGGCCGAGGACGGAAGAGGGACUCCUGAUGGCAGAGAUUGAGCACAUGUUGGAGGUGUGGAGACUAGAGGCUGGAGGAUCGCUAGUGCCGGAGGAUUUGAGACCCGUUCCACGGAGUGUGUACCAGCAGAUGGUGUGCCUCGCAAGGAUUUCCACUGAGCUGCAGGUAUGCAAAGAAUCUUCUGCUGCAGUGUAUGAGUAUGAUGUGUGAAUGUAAAAUGCUAUGGCAGUCUCACAUUAUUGUAUGUUGGGCCUGUGCAGCAAGCAUUUUCCAGGCAUUCUCACUAUGAUAGGCCAAGCUGCAAACCUCUUACUGUUGGAUGCACCUUACAUGAAUUGUGACCGCCAAUGUCACGAUGUUGUGCUGUCUGCUGGCCUACUAAACUUGCUUCUGUCUCACUGUGUGAUUGUGUAUAUAGCUGUCGGAGGAAGAGAGGAGUCCAUGGUUCAAGGGACUAGCAUGGACCCCACGAAACCUCCGAGUGCCAACGCAGGCGUCAGACGAUGUGUACCACACCCCGACAACUUUCUUCAGUCAAAUGCAGCUGCCAGAUUGUGGAGUUCCUCUGAAGCCAGUCCUUUGCUCCAUGCCCCGUGUCUUCAGCUGAGCCAGGAGGCCAAAUCCAGCAUCUUGUUUGCCUCCCAGAGCCACUCUUUCGUGUCCGACCCACCGGAGCCAAGAGUGGUGUUUGCUCGCGCCAGUCGGUUCAAGCAGAGCGAGACGGCUGUAUGCAGCCCGCGAGUCGCCGACCUCUACAAGGCUGCUGUCAUAGCCAACAACAAGUUGGAGAGCAAGCAGAGCUCGAGACAGACGUGUGGACUUCCCUACGUAGCUGCUUUAGGGGUGUCGUCUGUUGACGGACAAGAUUGUGAAGAGGAGGAAUACGAACGUUUCGCAAACAUUUUCUCAAUCCAUAUCAUGUGGAAAAUUGUCAAUCACCUCUUUGUAAAAACACGCAUGUGAAUAUUUGGGAAACAACACACACUUUGUAUAUACAUACCUACUAAAUCGUAUAUUUGUUCUCUAGAGUGACUUGUAUUUUUCCACCUUUUUUAGUUUCCGCAGAGGCUUGUAUAUGACGACAGUGAACAGGGUGGCGCUGUUCAUAACGGCCAGUAUCAGGAAUAGAAAUGCCAGCAGGGGAACCUGCCAUCUGUCACAGUCUAUGUUGGAAGACCGAUAGAGCUUGUAGAGUGUGUACGCAUUAUA
This is a messenger RNA of Geodia barretti, 1446 nucleotides long. Lineage: Eukaryota; Metazoa; Porifera; Demospongiae; Tetractinellida; Geodiidae. The record is from the annotation of a GenBank genome assembly.